Clonostachys solani is the source of this 888-nucleotide messenger RNA. Lineage: Eukaryota; Fungi; Ascomycota; Sordariomycetes; Hypocreales; Bionectriaceae. The record is from the annotation of a GenBank genome assembly.
AUGACACGUUCAAUCCCCGGGCUGGCCGAGGAGGAGCUCGCUGCGUUCAACAAGGAUGGAUAUCUCAUUAUCAAGAACGCCCUACUGCCCGAGACGGUCUCAGACAUGAUGAAGGAGACGCAGCAUCUGCUGUCUUCGUUCUCGGUUGAGGACCACCCUCUCACGCGUUUCAGCACAGGAACGAAGUCGGAGCAUGUUGGGGACGACUACUUCUUGACAUCUGGAGAUAAGAUCCGCUUCUUCUUUGAGGAGGAUGCCUUUGACGAUGACGGGAAGCUCACCAAGCCGAAGGAGAAGGCCCUCCUGGAUGAGCAAGGCGCAGUCUCCCGAGGUGAAGUGGCCCCUGCAGCUGUGGCGAGGGCGCUGGGAUACCGAGACCCGAGAUGCCUCCAAAGUAUGGUGAUUUGCAAACAGCCAGAGAUUGGAGGAGCAGUCCCCCCUCAUCAGGACUCUACGUUUCUGUACACGGACACCCCCUCGGCGGUUGGGUUCUGGUACGCGCUUGAAGAUGCCACGCUGGAGAACGGCUGCCUGAGCUUCCUGCCGGGUUCUCACCGCUGGGCGCCCAUCGACAAGCGUCUGGUGAGGAAACCUGGCGAUGCCGGGACGGAAAUGGUGGACAAUCAGGGCCCUGUAUUUCCUCGGGGCGAGGGAUACGGGCUGGAGACGCCAGGGGGGGGCCUGGAUGGGCAGUAUGUCGCCGGAGAAGUCAAGGCCGGAGACUUGGUGCUUAUCCAUGGAAAUUUGCUUCACAAGUCUGAGAAGAAUACGUCGCAGAAGGGAAGAAUCAUCUACACUUAUCAUGUUAUCGAGGGUGAGGGAUGCCAGUAUGACAAGAGAAAUUGGCUCCAGCCCUCCCAAGGGGGCUUCACGAAAUUGUAUGCUUAA